AUGCAACGUCAACUCAGCCAUAAACGGUCCAAGAGUGCGUUAGCGCUCUCCAUCCUUCAUCGCGACAAGUCCAAGACUGAGGAUAGAGAGGAUGACAACCGCAGCUUCGAAGACGGCUCGCCGACAUCCACUGCUGCGUCGUCCUCUUACACAAAUGGUCAACGUCAUCACCAUUCGUCUCUUUCUUUAACGAAUAUUCGCAACAAUACUCGCCGCAAGGCAGGACCAGACAUGACGGAUUCCCCGAGUGCUUCCCGUGAGGGUAAUCUCGAGACCAUAGUCUCCAAUCAAAGCGAGGAGAGUUCGGGAAAGCCCGGAUCUCGUGGGACUACUGAGAAUGGAGGCGUUUCCCUUGAACAGUCAGUGCGUGCUUUCCGUCUCUUUGAGAUCUUGCGGAACGGAGACACGACUGCGAUCUCGAAAGCCAUCAGGGAGUCGAAAGAUCAACAAGGCAUGGCGGCGGCCUCGGGCACUACGAUUCUUCAUCUGGCGAUCCAGUGUGCGGAGCCGCAGGUUGUGGAAUAUGUUCUGUCUAGUGGAGACGAGAUUGAUAUCAAUGCUCGCGAUCGUGAGGGCAAUACACCUCUCCAUCUUGCGGCUCAACUUGGACGAGAUUCCAUAGUACGAGCAUUACUCGACCGACCAGAGAUCGACGACUCGGUUGUCAACUAUCGGGGCCAAGCCCCUCUCGACCUUGCGCGUACUCCAGAGAUUUUCCAGCAGCUUCAGCUUGCUCGUUCUCUAUUCAUCGAUCGCAAGACGAAAGAAAUCCAGGAACUUGUCACGCAGGGCAACUAUGAGAAGUUGGAGAAGGUCCUCGAAGAGCCCCGAGUGGAAGGAAGCUUGGACGUAAACAGCCUUGAACUGGUCACGGAUAGCGCUACCGCCCAGACAGGGGGCACAUUGCUGCACGAGGGGGCAAGGAAAAAGGAUACGAAGCUCAUUCAAAUUCUUUUGAUGCAUGGCGCGGAUCCCUUCCGCCGGGACAAGAAAGGGAAACUCCCACAAGACGUCACCAAAGAUGAUAAAACGAGGGCGAUUCUUAAAAAGUCUCCUGCCGCAGUCAUAGCUCAACGUGGCAUUCAAGAAAGAGCUAUACUUGGGAACACUGCCGCUCAAGCGAACUCUGGUCGGGCUGGGGGCGCAGAGGUGGCUCUUGCCGGCAAAGAUGCUCGGGAGAUGAAGGGCUACUUGAAGAAAUGGACCAACUAUACAGGAGGCUAUAAACUUCGAUGGUUUGUGCUCGAAGAUGGCGUCUUGAGUUAUUACAAACAUCAAGAUGAUGCCGGCUCGGCUUGUCGAGGUGCGAUUAGUAUGCGAAUUGCAAAACUUCAUAUGGAUUCGCAAGACAAGACCCGCUUUGAAAUCCAUGGCAAGUCAUCUGUGAAGUACCACCUGAAAGCCAACCAUGUUGUGGAAGCGAAAAGGUGGUUUUGGGCGUUGAACAACGCAAUUCAAUGGGCGAAAGACGAAGCAAAGGAGGAAGAGAAGCGGAGAACCAGGGACGCAGAACUACUUCGUCAAGCGAAGAUGGACCAGAUCGAGGGCCGGGCUUCAGAAACUCAAGCAGAAUCAAGCGCGUCCACGAGCUCCAAGCUGAACGCAAGGGGAUUGGCCCCCCCGACAAUUGUGAAAUCAAAUGCCAGCUUUUCCCGGAUCAGUACUCACACGUCUCGGACUGCAGCAGAGAGCAGCCCGGGUGAUGAUGAUGGCUCUGGUUACGGCUCCUACGACCCUAGCAUCGCGCAGAAUGAGGUGAACCGAGUUGUCAGUCAUAUGACGAGUGGACCUGAUGGAGAUGGUGAAUAUGACGAUUAUGGGGAUGACGUGUCUAGUCGCGAUGUACAACCGGCUAACAAAGAUGCCUUCAAUAUUACCGCCCAGUCUGCGAAACUCCAACUGGACCUUCUCGCCAAUGUUUCAGCCUCUCUUCAAGCAGAGAAGUCAAAAAACCCGGAUCUGGCAAUAUCAGAUCCGGCCGUCGAUCAGGCGCUGGCCGCGUACGAAUCUGCCGUGAAUAGUCUCAAUGGACUUUUGGCAGAUCUCUUGAAGAUAUCGCGAGACCGUGACGCCUAUUGGCAAUACCGGCUGGAUAAGGAGGCCGAUACACGCAAGAUGUGGGAGGAAAGCAUGGCCCGGAUUGUUCAGGAACACGAAGAAUUGCAGACCAAGAUCGGUGAGUCCGAGGAUAAGCGGAAGCGCACCAAGAAAGCUCUCAAAGAGGUCCUGGAGAACGCUUCAGCAAGCAACAGUCGCCCAAUUAGUCGAGGGCUGUCACAUGCGCAAGUUGACGAAGCGAUUGAAUCACUAGAAAAUACUGCGGACAACGCUUCCAGAGAAGACUCCGGGAAAGCGAGCCAGGUUGAACAUCCUGCUCAGCAGCCAGAGACCAAUAGGCUGCGUGAGAACCCUGGUCUCCGUCCUUCAUCAUCGAGGAGGCAAAGUAUCUCUGAAUACGCCGAUCUCGCUGAGUCGGAGUCGGAUGAUGAGGAAUUUUAUGAUGCUAUUGAUUCUGGAGAGAUUGCAGUUGAGGAGCUGGCAACUUCUGAGGUUACUGCGGAGAAACCAUCGCUGGACGAUGUUAAUGCCGAUCUGCGGGCCGCUAAAUAUGCCGAAAUAGUUCCUUCCUUCAAAGGCUAUGAGGACCCUCCAAGACAGAAACUCAAACUUGAGGUCGACAAUCGGCCCAAGGUCUCCCUGUGGGGUAUUCUUAAGUCCAUGAUUGGCAAGGACAUGACGAAGAUGACUCUUCCAGUUUCCUUCAACGAACCCACGUCGCUUCUUCAGCGAGUUGCAGAAGACAUGGAGUAUUCUGAUCUUCUGGAUAUUGCUGCCGACCGGGCAGAUUCUUUGGAACGUAUGAUCUAUGUUGCUGCCUUUGCUGCAAGUGAAUACGCCUCGACAAUCGGGCGGGUAGCAAAGCCCUUUAAUCCUCUUUUGGGAGAGACCUUUGAGUACGUCAGGCCGGACAAGGGCUAUCGUUUCUUUGUGGAACAGGUCAGCCACCAUCCACCGAUCGGUGCUGCAUGGGCUGAAUCGGCCAAAUGGGAUUACUACGGUGAGUCGGCCGUCAAGUCGAAGUUCUACGGGAAAUCCUUUGAUAUAAACCCUUUGGGGACGUGGUUUUUGAAACUGCGUCCCAUAACAGGGAAGGAGGAACUGUACACCUGGAAGAAAGUUACGUCUUCGGUGGUCGGUAUCAUAACGGGCAAUCCCACUGUGGAUAAUUACGGCCCAAUGGAAAUUAAGAAUUGGACGACGGGUGAUAUGUGCUAUUUGGACUUUAAACCUCGCGGAUGGAAAACGUCAUCCGCAUAUCAAGUUACCGGCAAAGUUGUCGAUUCGAAGGGGGCUACGAAAUGGAGUAUCGGCGGGCGAUGGAAUGACAAAAUAUAUGCUCGUCAUACGCCAGGAUAUGAGGCUGAAGUCUCCGAGAAAGAUUCCGAUUCCUCCAAGACAUUCUUGGUGUGGCAGAGUAAUCCUCGUCCAAGCGGUAUCCCAUUCAACCUGACUCCGUUCGUCGUUACCCUGAAUGCGCUUCCUGAUAAACUCCGACCAUACCUGCCUCCCACCGACACUCGACUUCGUCCCGAUCAGCGUGCAAUGGAGGAAGGCGAGUAUGAUUUUGCUGCUACGGAAAAGCAUCGAGUCGAAGAGAAACAGCGAGCGAAACGGAGAGAACGGGAGAGGAAAGGUGAAGAGUUCGUUCCGAAAUGGUUUACGAGGGUACACUCGGUAUCCCGGAAGUUCAUGUCGGAUGUGCCAAGGAUGUCCAGCAGAGUGCUGUCACCAAGAUUUCAAUCUCAAGUCUUCUUCCGCCGCUUCAGACGUUUUCCUCAGCCAAGCGGAAGGUGCAAUUUUUCGCAUUCAACAACUGCCCGAAGCUCGUCCUCCAAGUACAAUGAUCAUCCGCAAUUGAGAACCCCCCCGAGCCGUCUUGACCGGAGACUGACAGUCCCGUCUGCCAAUAACUUCGUGUCGAAAAAUGGUGGUCGAAACCUGCGGACUGCGGCUACUAUUGGACUUUCUGAAGAGACGCGGCCUCUUCGGAAACCCAACAAUCUAUUUCAUCCAUUCUCGCGCUCGCCGUCACCCAUCAUCAGGCGACGCGCUGCAUUUAUAAUGCAGAAUGCUUUCUGUCCUCAUCCAAGUCAUCAACAGACUCGCCUGCCGACUUCUCCAAAUGACCCCGAAGCACGAAAGAGUCCGAACGCGAGCCUCCCACCAGCUCACUCACGCUUUGAGUGCCCCGAUUGUGGAGUACCAAUAUAUUGCUCUGAAGAACACUGGAUGGAUGAUUAUGAGGCGCAUUUAGAGAUCUGCGAUACCAUCAGGCAGAUCAACGAGGAUGAUCAUGAUUUAGUUUCGGGGCGUUUCUUCCCUGAAUUCUCAUAUCCCGGGCCCCAAGAUGACAACUUUGUGAUCAACAUGACGAAUUGGGACACGUUCCUCUAUACGCGCGAGUUUGAAGCCAUCAACAAUGAGAGGAGUAUGCGGCAAGUGACCCGGUUGCUAACCUAUCCCGUCACCAUCGGGAGUGUGCUGCACGAAUUGAGUCCUUACAAUAUCCGCAAAGGAGGGAGGUUGACCGUUGAAGGUCUUAAGAGCUUCAGUGCACUUCGAUACACAUUGCAUCCGCCCAAGAUGGGAGAAGGAACGGACGUACACGGGCUGCGUCUCAAGGCUCCUCCAGUCCGCAUAUUUGUUCUUGGAGCUCGUGCCGAGUCUUCCCUGCCCCGUCAAGUCUGGCUUCAGCUCACCCAUAUGUUCCCCCGAGCCCUUAUCAACCUCAUCUUCAUCGGACCGGAAAGUAUGGCCAACCGAGACGACGAAUUUCCUCUUCCGGAACGCACACCGGAAAAUCCAUUUGGCGCCAUUGUUGAGGACCGUCUCGGCCCACAGAUGAAGAUCACUACCUACGUUGAUUACUUCCACAAUAUGCAUAAAGCUCAGUAUUUCUAUCCAUAUGACCCAUACUUUGACUGCUUUGUGCUCUUCCACCCGGGUCUCGGGCACCCUGCUAGUGCUCAUGAAUGGGAAGAGACUCUUCCGCAGCUCCUGGAGACGAAGGUGCCCAUCCUGUGCACGGGAUACACGCAAUGGGAUAUGGAGAGGGAUAUGAACUGGGUCAAGGAAAAGUGCGCGGGAGAAUUCGACAUCUUGCUCGAGCCCGGGGAGAACCGAUUCCGAAGCCUGAGAUGGGAUCUGAACGAUCUGGAUCCGCAUGACAUCUCCUGCGGGAACUGGGGUCUGUGGGCGUUUAGAGGGAAGAGGUACGAGGCUACUUACAAGAACCCGUCCUAG
Messenger RNA from Rasamsonia emersonii CBS 393.64, 5304 nucleotides. Its product is annotated as Oxysterol binding protein (Osh1). Lineage: Eukaryota; Fungi; Ascomycota; Eurotiomycetes; Eurotiales; Trichocomaceae. Gene Ontology annotation, cellular component: membrane; intracellular membrane-bounded organelle; nuclear envelope. Bases 1 to 5304 code for a protein of 1767 amino acids. Gene Ontology annotation, biological process: maintenance of cell polarity; exocytosis; piecemeal microautophagy of the nucleus. The transcript is spliced from 8 exons. The record is from RefSeq and is a predicted model, not a curated record. Gene Ontology annotation, molecular function: protein binding; sterol binding.